Molecule: messenger RNA, 276 nt
Organism: Rhizoctonia solani
Lineage: Eukaryota; Fungi; Basidiomycota; Agaricomycetes; Cantharellales; Ceratobasidiaceae
Exons: 3
Coding region: 1-276 (91 amino acids)
Source: RefSeq, a predicted model, not a curated record
AUGUCGAGCUCUGGGCUGGCAGUGAGGAUCGGGAUCGAGAUAUUAGGAACCAGGACAGGAACACGACCGGAACUGAAGAUGUACGCGUACCGAUGUGCGCAUACCGAUGUGCGCAUGUCGAUGGCCGAAGGCAUGUUCAAGAACAGCGUCGGGCUCGGGUUGCUCAUCGAGGGGAAGCGUAUGGAUAUUGCGAGAAGAAGGAGGCGCAAUGCAGAAGAGGCGCAUAGUGAUUUGCUGGCUUUGGACAUGAGUGCCUUGUGUGCGGGGGUAGAUUAA